Messenger RNA from Debaryomyces fabryi, 4284 nucleotides. RefSeq lists its product as uncharacterized. Bases 1 to 4284 code for a protein of 1427 amino acids. Gene Ontology annotation, biological process: transmembrane transport. Gene Ontology annotation, molecular function: ATP hydrolysis activity; ATP binding; ABC-type xenobiotic transporter activity. Lineage: Eukaryota; Fungi; Ascomycota; Pichiomycetes; Serinales; Debaryomycetaceae. The transcript has a single exon. Gene Ontology annotation, cellular component: plasma membrane. The record is from RefSeq and is a predicted model, not a curated record.
AUGGCGAAUUACGAGAAGGAUUCCCACAGCUUGGAAUCCUUGGAAUUGGAGCCUCAGAGAAGGUUACUAUCGUUUAUGUUGUCCAAAAAGGUACCGCCGUUACCGUUAGAUGAAGAACGAAAGCUUUUUCCAGAAAAGAGGGUAAACAUUCUAUCGAGAAUAUUUUUUUUGUGGUUGUUUCCUGUGUUGAAUACGGGAUACAAGAGGACUUUGAAACCUGAAGACAUGUUUAAGCUUACAGAUGAGAUUCGGAUUGAGACGAUGUACGCCAAAUUUUCUAAUAUUUUGGAAGAGAGCUUGAAGAAAGCGAAACAGAAGCAUAUUUUGGAAAAGUGCAAGGAAAGAGGAGAAAACGUAGAGAACAGUUCUAUAGACGAAGAAGACGAUAUGAAAGACUUCAAGCUUCCUAAACCGCUUACAGUUCUUGCUAUUUUGAAGACAUUUAAAUGGCAAUAUCUUAAGGCGUGUUUUUAUUUGGCAUUGGCCAAUGGUGGGAUGACUGCGAACCCAUUGCAAACAAAGAAAUUAAUUUCGUACGUGGAAAUGAAGGCUCUUGGCUAUGAAACAGGAAUAGGCAAAGGUCUUGGAUAUUCGUUUGGUAGUGCAGGUGUUGUAUUAGUGUCUGGUAUUUUGAUUAAUCACUUUUUCUACAAUUCAAUGUUGACUGGUGCAGAGGCUAAAGCAGUGUUAACUAAGGCUAUUUUAGACAAAUCAUUUAGAACUAAUGCAGAAACAAAGCAUAAAUACCCAGCGGGUAAGGUAACUUCGAUGAUGGGAACUGAUUUAGCAAGAAUCGAUUUCGCGAUUGGAUUUCAACCGUUCUUGUUUACGUUUCCAGUGCCUAUUGCUAUAGCUAUUGGGAUCUUGAUUUAUAAUGUUGGUCCAACUGCUCUUGUGGGUAUUGGAUUAUUAUUUGUUUUUAUGUUGGCAAUUACCAUUUCCACUAAGAAAUUAUUUGAAUAUAGAUCUAAAGCCAAUUCCUACACUGAUUCUAGAGUUGAUUAUAUUAAGGAAGUUUUGAAUAACUUGAGAAUUAUUAAGUUUUAUUCAUGGGAGCCACCGUACCACGAAAACAUUUCGAAUAUUAGAAGAGAAGAAAUGAAAAUCAUUUAUAGAAUGCAAGUUCUUAGAAACAUUAUCGUAUCUUUCGCUAUGUCAAUGACUCUCUUUUCAUCAUUGGUUACUUUCCUUGUUUUGUAUGCUAUUAAGUCAAAUGACAGAGACCCAGCGUCUAUUUUUUCGUCUAUUUCGCUUUUUAACAUUUUAUCGCAACAAGUGAUCAUGUUGCCGAUGGCUCUAGCAACAGGUGUCGAUGCGUUCAUUGGUUUACAAAGAGUGGGUACAUAUUUGGCAUCUGGAGAAAUCGAUGAGGAAGCGAAUAGAAUCGAGGCAAGAGGCGAGAUGUUGGCUUUAAUGGAAAAGUCAAACACAUCUAUUGAAAUUAGAAAUGCUUCUUUCGAAUGGGACACAUUUGAAGACGAGGAAAGUUCGGCUGACGGUGAAAAUAAAGAGGUUACUUCUAAUUCUAGUGAGAACUCCGACUCUUCCAAGGAACUCACUCAAAGUCUUUCUAAAUCCAAUUCAUCAGAAGAGAUAUCCUUUCCAGGAUUGAGGGACAUUAAUUUGUCUAUUAAAAAGGGGGAAUUUAUUGUUAUCACCGGUUUGAUAGGGUCAGGAAAAUCGUCCUUAUUAAGUGCUAUGUCUGGAUUUAUGAGAAAGUCCUCUGGUGAGAUUAAUGUUAAUGGUUCAUUGUUAUUAUGUGGUUACCCUUGGGUUCAGAAUGAAACCGUUAAGGAGAAUAUCUUAUUUGGAUGCGAAUAUGACGAAGAAAAGUAUAAGAAUGUUGUUUAUGCCUGUUCUUUGGAGAGCGAUUUAGAAAUCUUACCUGCAGGUGAUAAUACAGAGAUUGGUGAAAGAGGUAUUACAUUAUCAGGUGGCCAAAAGGCAAGAAUUAAUUUAGCAAGGGCUGUUUAUGCUGACAAGGAUAUUGUUUUGUUAGAUGAUGUUUUAUCUGCAGUUGAUGCAAGGGUAGGUAAGCAUAUUAUGAACAAUUGUAUGCUAGGCUUACUUAAAGAUAAAACAAGAAUUUUGGCAACUCAUCAGUUGUCACUAAUUGGUACUGCUGAUAGAAUUGUCUUUUUGAAUGGUGAUGGUACUAUUGAUGUUGGAACGCUUGAAGACUUGAGUGCUAAUAAUGCCGAUUUUAAUAAAUUGAUGGCAUUUAAUAGUCAAACCAAUGAUAGCGAAGAUGAAGACGAAGAAGAGGAAUUAAUCGACGAUGAGGAAAUUAUAGAAAAUGAAAAGGAGUUAAUACAUAGACAGUUAUCUAAAACUCAGACACAUAAAUCGACUGCUAAUGAUGACGAGUCUGUUCAACGUGAUUACAACAAAAAUAAUACCAAAGAUGGUAAAUUAUUUGAAGAAGAGGAAAAGGCUGUGAAUGGUAUAAGUCUUGACGUUUACAAGAACUAUAUAAAGCAUGGUUCAGGAAUCUUCAAAAAUUACGGUAUCGUUCCAAUUGUAAUUUCAGCAGUUAUACUUGCCACAUUUUGCCAGUUGUUCACUAAUACCUGGCUUUCUUUUUGGACUGAAAAAAGAUUCCCUGACAGAUCUGACAGGUUUUAUAUUGGGUUUUAUGUAAUGUUUACUAUCUUGGCUUUUUUGUUUUUAACUCUUGAAUUUGUUCUUUUGGCCUAUAUGACAAACAGAGCUUCCAGGUCUUUAAAUGUUAUUGCUGUGAAUAAAGUAUUGCAUGCACCCAUGUCAUUUAUGGAUACGACUCCUAUGGGAAGAAUCUUGAAUAGAUUCACAAAAGAUACUGAUGUUUUAGAUAAUGAAAUUGGGGAUCAAUUGAGAUUGGUAUUUUUCAUGUUUUCAAAUAUUGUUGGUGUUUUGAUUUUAUGUAUCUGUUAUUUGCCAUGGUUUGCAAUUGCAGUACCGUUUUUGGUUUUCAUCUUCGUCGCAGUGGCUAAUUAUUAUCAAUCAUCGGCUAGAGAAAUUAAAAGAUUAGAAGCAGUUCAGAGAUCUCAUGUAUACAACAACUUCAAUGAAACUUUGAAUGGUAUGAACACUAUUAAAGCAUACAAAGCAGACAAUAGGUUCUUGGAAAAAAAUGAUCGUUUAAUCAAUAAAAUGAAUGAAGCAUAUUACAUUACAAUAGCAAACCAGCGUUGGUUAGCUAUUCAUUUAGACAUCGUUGCGUCGUUAUUCGCGUUGCUUAUUGCAUUAUUGUGUGUUAACAGAAUUUUUAAUAUUAGUGCAUCAUCUGUCGGGUUAUUAUUAUCAUAUGUAUUACAAAUAGCCGGUCAAUUAUCGAUGCUUAUAAGAACUUUCACUCAAGUGGAGAACGAAAUGAAUUCUGUUGAAAGAAUUUGUAAUUAUGCAUAUAACUUACCAGAAGAAGCCCCUUAUUUUAUAACAGAGACUACACCACACCCAGAAUGGCCACAAAAGGGUGGCAUCAAAUUUGACAAGGCAUCUAUGGCGUACAGACCAGGAUUACCGCUCGUAUUGAAAGACUUGAAUUUAGAUAUUAAGCCCGCAGAAAAAGUUGGUAUCUGUGGUAGAACAGGCGCGGGUAAGUCAUCUAUAAUGACCGCUUUAUAUAGAUUAUCUGAGUUGGAAUCAGGAAAAAUUAUGAUCGAUGACGUUGAUAUUUCACGCCUUGGUUUGAAAGAUUUAAGAUCAUGCUUAUCUAUUAUUCCUCAAGACCCAAUAUUAUUCCGAGGUACGAUUCGUACUAAUUUAGAUCCUUUUGAAGAACAUCCAGACGAGAAAUUAUGGGAUGCGUUAAGAAGAUCUGGUUUAAUUGAUGAUUUAAGAAUGGUGAAUAUUCAAAAGCAAGAUAAAGAAAAUGAUGUUUUAAACAAAUUUCAUUUAGAUCAAGGAGUUGAAGAUGAAGGUUCUAAUUUUUCGCUUGGUGAAAGACAAUUGAUUGCAUUUGCCAGAGCAUUAGUCAGAGAUUCUAAAAUUUUAAUUUUAGAUGAAGCCACUUCAUCGGUCGAUUAUGAGACAGAUAGUAAGAUUCAGAGUACGAUUGUUAGAGAAUUUGCUGACUGCACAAUAUUGUGUAUUGCUCAUAGGUUGAAAACAAUUCUUCAUUAUGACAGGAUUUUAGUUUUAGACAGGGGUGAAGUGAAGGAAUUUGAUACUCCAUUGAAUUUAUUCAAUAUGGAAAACAGCAUAUUUCAACAAAUGUGUCAAAGAUCGAAUAUUGUACUUGAUGAUUUCAAUCCUAAGGAACUGGUAAAUAAUAGUUCAAAAUUUCAGAUUCAAAAUAGUUAG